UUUAAUGAAGCAAUAGAGUUGAGAUCCCCUCAUAACAUUAUAUAAGGCAUGCAACUCUUCUCUUCUUUCUCAUCACUUCUGAAAAACAAAUCAAAUUAAACUCUUAGUCACCUUCUUCACCUUGUUCUUCUAGCUCGGAGCAAUUAAGAAAAGUGCAGAAUGGAAGGAAGAGAAGUGCAUCAAUGGCUGUGUGGUUUUACUUUUUUACUGCUGCUUCUUAUCACAGCAGAAGGUCUCUUCGUUAAUAUUACCAUUCUUGAGAGCGCUGUUGAGAAAGGGGCUGUAUGCUUGGAUGGAAGUCCACCGGCUUAUCAUCUAGACAGAGGUUUUGGCAAUGGCGUCAACAAUUGGUUGGUCCAAAUUGAGGGAGGAGGAUGGUGUAAUAGUAUCAGGGAUUGCAAUAGCAGAAAGAAAACGCAUUUGGGAUCCUCCAAACUAAUGGAAACACCUCUUGCUUUCAGUGGGAUUAUGAGCAAUGAUUAUUCACUUAAUCCAUAUUUCUACAAUUGGAAUAAGGUCAAGGUCAGAUACUGUGAUGGUGCAUCAUUCACCGGUGAUGUGGAAGCUGUCGAUCCUGUCAACAAUCUCCACUUCAGAGGUGCAAGGAUUUUCCAGGCAGUAAUGGAGGAUUUACUGGCAAAGGGGAUGAAGAAUGCUAGAAAUGCAAUUUUAUCUGGGUGUUCAGCUGGAGGAUUAACUUCUAUCCUGCAUUGUGACAAGUUUAAAGCAUUUCUACCGUAUGCUGGCAGAGUAAAAUGUUUGUCAGAUGCUGGAUUCUUCAUAGAUGUGAAGACCAUUACUGGUGAACCAAUCAUUCAACAGUUCUACAAUGAUGUUGUUACCUUACAUGGCUCUGCUAAAAAUCUGCAUCGAACAUGUAUGUCAAAGAUGAAUCCGGGUCUAUGCUUCUUCCCCCAGAACACAGCUUCAUAUAUCCAAACACCAUUGUUCCUAAUCAACUCAGCCUAUGACUAUUGGCAGGUGAGGGUCAGCUUGAUUCCUAACCAUGUUGAUCCCAAUGGAGAGUGGACGAAUUGCAAGACUAAUUUAGCUGAAUGCCAACCUCAACAGCUCAAUGCUAUACAAGGUUUUAGAUCCGAGUUAGUAAGAGCACUGAACGAACUAGGACCAUCUUCAGCAAGAGGAUACUAUAUCAACUCCUGUUAUUUGCACUGCCACACUGAAUUGCAGAACUUGUGGCACAGCCCCAACUCUCCUAGGUUGUUCAAUAAGACAAUUGCAGAAGCGGCUGGAGAAUGGUUUUUUGACAGAAGUGACUUUCAGAAGAUAGAUUGCCCUUACCCAUGUAACAAAAGUUGCUUCCAGUCCAGUUCUUGAUCCAGAUCUCCAUGGUUGUAUACAAAACGCAAGGAACUCUAGAAUCUGGUAGACAGAAAAUUAAAUUGUUGUAGCAAUUAGCUAAUUACGACAGGAAACAAUGAAAUUUUGGGGGGGAAAGAAGAUGGUUAGGGAGGAAAGGCCAAAGUUUAUGUUCACAUAUGCAUAAUGCUUUUGUACUAUGUAAAUCAAAAGUUCAAAACUUGUAAUACUUUUCUUAUCAUGCUGUAAAAUGUUUCAGCUAAUUGCAACUUUGCAAGAGAUCU
Messenger RNA from Ipomoea triloba (trilobed morning glory), 1604 nucleotides. Its product is annotated as pectin acetylesterase 8-like. The record is from RefSeq and is a predicted model, not a curated record. Gene Ontology annotation, biological process: cell wall organization. Gene Ontology annotation, cellular component: plant-type cell wall. Lineage: Eukaryota; Viridiplantae; Streptophyta; Magnoliopsida; Solanales; Convolvulaceae. The coding region runs from base 160 to 1338 and encodes 392 amino acids. The transcript is spliced from 12 exons. Gene Ontology annotation, molecular function: pectin acetylesterase activity.